Molecule: messenger RNA, 822 nt
Organism: Eruca vesicaria subsp. sativa (arugula)
Lineage: Eukaryota; Viridiplantae; Streptophyta; Magnoliopsida; Brassicales; Brassicaceae
Source: the annotation of a GenBank genome assembly
AUUUUUCUAUCCUCUCAUCUUCCUCAUCUAUCUUUCGUAUACAAUCAAAACCAACACAUACAGAGAGAGACACGAACCAAAGAAGUGACAAUGGCAGCAACGUCUCUUACCAUCGCAACCACAUUCACCUCCUCCUCUCAUCUCACUCACGUUUCUCCCCAUGGCUUCCCUUCACGACCAAACACAAUCCGCAUCGGCUCACCUUCCUCCACACUCACCCACCGUGCAACCCACCUCCGUCCCAUCUCCGCCGUCGAAGCUCCGGAGAAGAUCGAGAAGAUAGGCUCCGAGAUCUCUUCUCUGACCUUAGAAGAAGCACGUGUCCUCGUGGACUACCUUCAGGACAAGUUCGGUGUGUCUCCACUAUCUUUAGCUCCUGCUGCAGCGGCUGUGGCUGCUCCGGGAGACGGUGGUGGUGCGGCGGCUGCGGUGGAGGAGCAGACUGAGUUUGAUGUUGUUAUCAAUGAAGUUCCGAGUAGUUCGCGUAUUGCUGUGAUUAAAGCGGUUAGGGCUUUGACUAGCUUGGCGUUGAAGGAAGCUAAGGAGUUGAUUGAAGGGUUGCCUAAGAAGUUUAAGGAAGGUGUGACGAAGGAUGAAGCUGAAGAAGCUAAGAAGCAGCUUGAGGAAGCUGGCGCCAAGGUCUCUAUUGCUUAACUUUUUAAAAAUUUGAUUAUUGUUUUUUUUAGAAAAGUGAUUUUCUUUUUUUUUCUGGAAUUAUUGAUUCAGCUUUGAGAAAAUAUUGUAAUGUGAAUCAGUUUACGUUUCCUAUAACUGUUUCAGACAAUGGCACUUUUAGACUCUCGGAUAUGAAGAUAUGUGACA